UUCUUCCGGUUGCUACUCUCUGUUGCGUACCAACACAUCCACAGACAGGGACAUCUGACCUUACAUACUAAUCAUUGGAAACACUACAAGAUGAUCGGGCAGAAAAAGAUUUCUUCAUUUUUUAGCCCGAAACCAGCGAAAACGUCAGAGAAACGGACGCUUGCGGAUACACAACAGAACUCGUCGGCAGUGUUAUCUAGCCCAGCGGCUGAUGAAAAGGUAGGCAGAUUAUCUGUUUGUUUCUGUAUAUGGUUUGUGCAGCUGCAAAGUUUUGUUGAGUCAGAAAGACAGAAAUAUACAGUGUAUCCACCAGUAGAACAAGUAUACACAUGGACACAAUGUUGUGAUAUCAGAGAUGUUAAAGUUGUCAUACUUGGCCAGGAUCCUUAUCAUGGACCAAGACAGGCACAUGGGCUAUGUUUUAGUGUACAAGAAGGAAUCCGGCCGCCACCAAGCUUAGUAAAUAUGUACAAAGAACUUAGCAGUGACAUAGAUGGAUUUCAGUCUCCCGAACAUGGUUACUUAAAGGGAUGGGCCAAGCAAGGCGUCUUGUUGUUGAAUGCUGUGUUAACAGUCAGAGCAGGUGUAGCAAAUUCUCACAAAAACAAAGGUUGGGAGACCUUCACGGACGCAGUCAUUAGUUGGUUGAAUAAAAACUUAGAUGGUGUGGUGUUCUUACUAUGGGGAUCAUACGCUCACAAGAAAGGUGCUAUUAUUGACAAGAAACAUCACAUUUUAAAGUCAGUGCAUCCCUCUCCAUUGUCAGCUCACAGAGGGUACCUCGGAUGUAAGCAUUUCUCCAAAGCCAACGAGAUACUGGUGAAGCAGGACAAGAGUCCCAUAAACUGGAAAGACCUCCCAUUGGGCAACUAA
Messenger RNA from Saccoglossus kowalevskii, 873 nucleotides. Its product is annotated as uracil-DNA glycosylase-like. Gene Ontology annotation, biological process: base-excision repair; base-excision repair, AP site formation via deaminated base removal. Gene Ontology annotation, cellular component: nucleus; mitochondrion. Lineage: Eukaryota; Metazoa; Hemichordata; Enteropneusta; Harrimaniidae. The record is from RefSeq and is a predicted model, not a curated record. Gene Ontology annotation, molecular function: uracil DNA N-glycosylase activity.